AUGCUCGCUUAUCCAGGAGAAUGGCUAUGUACGUUACUGCUUCGAAGAUACCUGAAUGAAAGAACUGACAAAAGCUACCAGAGAUUUGAUCAAGGACCGUCUCUCCUUUUGCUCCCGAGGCUCUUCGUGGAUAUCUUCAAAGACCUCGGUACUUCAAUGCAGGAUGAAGGAAUUCAAUUGCUCAAGUGCGAGCCCAACUAUCGGAUCUGGUUUGGGGACCAUGACCGAGUUGACAUGUCAACGGAUUUGGCCAAAAUGAAACUAGAAAUAGAGCGCUAUGAAGGUGACGCAGGGUUUGACCAGUACUUGUCGUACAUGAAAGAGUCUGGCCAGCACCACGACCUGUCCAUGGCCUAUGUCAUGAAGAAAAACUUCACAAGCCUCUUCAGCAUGCUUCGGGCUGAGUUCCUGUUCUCUACCCUGCCACUGCAUCCAUUUGAGAGCAUAUACAGCCGGGCGAGCAGAUAUUUCGCUUCGGAAAAGAUGAGACGAGUUUUCACUUUUGCAAGCAUGUAUCUUGGGAUGAGCCCCUUCGAUGCCCCGGCCACAUAUUCGUUGCUCCAGUACUCCGAGCUUGCUGAUGGUAUCUGGUAUCCAGCUGGUGGGUUCCAAGGAGUCCUAGAGGCAUUGGCGAAUAUCGGGAAGCGCUUGGGAGUGAAGUAUCUCCUCAACCAGCCUGUAUCAUCAAUCCAGCUUUCCAAAGACGGGCACACAGCAGUUGGAGUGAAACUAGGGUCCGGCAAGACUUUGACUGCAGAUACGAUUGUUAUCAAUGCCGAUCUCGUCUACGCAUAUAACGAGCUCCUGCCAAUCUCUCCUCUGGCUAACGACUUGAAAACGCGACCUUCGUCAUGCAGUACUAUUUCGUUCUUUUGGUCCUUCGAUCGCGUCAUUCCAGAACUGCAGCCACAUAACAUCUUUUUGGCAGACGAGUACCGGGAAAGCUUUGACUCGAUUUUCAACGACCACACAAUACCAGCCGAUCCAUCAUUUUACGUGAAUGUUCCCAGUCGUGUUGACCCAAGUGCAGCACCACAGGGCAAGGACGCUGCAGUGGCACUUGUCCCAGUGGGUCAUUUGGUUGACAACAGCGCCUGGGCUGACGACAUGGAUUCUGUUGUGUCUAAAACCCGAGAGAGAGUCAUUGACACUAUCGAAUCUCGCACGGGUGCUCGAGGCCUGCGUGAUUGUAUCAUCUCAGAGCAAGUCAAUACACCAUUCACCUGGAAGGAGAAGUUCAAUCUCCACCAGGGGGCCAUCCUGGGGCUUUCUCACUCUUUCUUCAAUGUACUGAGCUUCCGCCCGAAGACCAAACACGACACCAUCAAGGGACUCUACUUCGUUGGUGCCAGUACACACCCCGGUACUGGGGUCCCAGUUUGUUUGGCAGGAAGUAAGAUAGUCUGUGAGCAGAUCCUCGAGAGUGUUGGUAUCAGGAAGCCAGGCAAAGGGCUCCAAAUGAUUCGCGGAUGGAUAACAUGUGGGAGGUUUGCGAUGUUCGCGCUUGUUAUUUUUGUUUGUGCUCUCGCUUUCGGCUUAAGAAGCUCUAGUUUACUAUAG
Messenger RNA from Trichophyton benhamiae CBS 112371, 1560 nucleotides. RefSeq lists its product as uncharacterized. Gene Ontology annotation, molecular function: oxidoreductase activity. The transcript has 2 exons. Gene Ontology annotation, biological process: carotenoid biosynthetic process. Bases 1 to 1560 code for a protein of 519 amino acids. The record is from RefSeq and is a predicted model, not a curated record. NCBI's taxonomy places the organism in Eukaryota, Fungi, Ascomycota, Eurotiomycetes, Onygenales, Arthrodermataceae.